Molecule: messenger RNA, 3933 nt
Organism: Peromyscus eremicus (cactus mouse)
Lineage: Eukaryota; Metazoa; Chordata; Mammalia; Rodentia; Cricetidae
Gene: Col8a2
Product: collagen type VIII alpha 2 chain
Exons: 3
Coding region: 210-2309 (699 amino acids)
Molecular function (GO): protein binding
Source: RefSeq, a predicted model, not a curated record
CAACGAUGUUGGGAUUUUUACCCUGGGCACCAGGGGUUGGGGUAAAGGAAGCAGUGGGCGGAAGUGGCAGCAGCGUGGGAGGUGGAAGCUGAAGCCAGGUGUGCCAGGGCUCAGUGACGGAACUGGAGCUGUGGAUGGGAGGAGCGAGAUCUGGAACCAGGAGGACAGUCCAGAGGCCACGAGCCUGAGCCAGCACAUCCCCAGACGCCAUGCAGGGGGCUCUGCCGCCCCUGCCUUCACUGCUGUUGUUGCUGUUGGGGUGUGGGCCAAGAGCGUCCUCUGGUGGCGGAGCUGGGGCCGCAGCCGGCUAUGCCCCGGUAAAGUACGUGCAGCCCAUGCAGAAAGGACCAGUGGGACCGCCUUUCCGAGAGGGCAAGGGCCAGUACUUGGAAAUGCCUCUGCCGCUGCUGCCAAUGGACUUGAAAGGAGAGCCAGGUCCCCCUGGGAAGCCGGGACCUCGGGGUCCCCCUGGGCCUCCUGGCUUCCCGGGAAAGCCCGGCACAGGAAAACCGGGGCUUCAUGGGCAGCCGGGCCCUGCUGGACCCCCUGGCUUCUCCCGGAUGGGCAAGGCUGGUCCCCCAGGGCUCCCAGGCAAGGUUGGACCACCAGGACAGCCAGGGCUGCGGGGAGAGCCAGGGAUACGAGGGGACCAGGGCCUCCGGGGGCCCCCAGGACCUCCUGGUCUUCCUGGUCCUUCAGGCAUUACUGUCCCUGGAAAACCAGGUGCCCAGGGGGUGCCAGGGCCUCCAGGAUUUAGGGGGGAACCAGGACCCCAGGGAGAGCCUGGACCCAGAGGAGAUAGGGGCCUCAAGGGGGAUAAUGGAGUGGGCGAACCAGGGCUUCCUGGGGCCCCUGGGCAGGCAGGUGCCCCUGGGCCCCCUGGGUUGCCUGGUCCAGCUGGCUUGGGCAAACCAGGUUUGGAUGGGGUACCAGGAGCCCCAGGAGACAAAGGUGACUCUGGGCCUCCUGGGGUUCCAGGCUCUAGGGGAGAACCAGGAGUUGUUGGUCCAAAAGGUCCCCCUGGGGUAGAUGGUGUAGGGGUGCCAGGGGCAGCAGGGGUGCCAGGGCCACAGGGCCCAGCAGGGGCUAAAGGGGAGCCAGGGCUCCGGGGCCCCCCUGGACUAAUAGGCCCUAUUGGCUAUGGGAUGCCGGGAAAACCAGGACCUAAGGGAGACAGGGGCCCAGCUGGGGCCCCAGGGCUCUUGGGGGACAGAGGUGAGCCAGGAGAGGAUGGGGAGCCAGGAGAGCAGGGUCCACAGGGCCUUGGGGGUCCACCUGGCCUCCCUGGAUCUGCAGGGCUUCCUGGUAGACGUGGGCCCCCUGGGCCUAAGGGAGAGGUGGGACCUGGAGGCCCCCCAGGAGUGCCUGGUAUUCGGGGUGACCAAGGGCCUAAUGGUCUGGCAGGGAAGCCUGGGCUCCCUGGUGAGAGGGGACUUCCUGGGGCUCACGGACCCCCUGGACCAACUGGGCCCAAGGGUGAGCCAGGUUUUACAGGUCGCCCUGGAGGGCCAGGGGUGGCAGGAGCCUUAGGACAGAAAGGUGACUUGGGACUUCCUGGGCAGCCUGGCUUAAGGGGCCCCUCUGGAAUCCCAGGACUCCAGGGCCCAGCUGGCCCUAUUGGGCCCCAGGGUCUGCCAGGCCUGAAGGGUGAACCAGGCCUUCCCGGGCCCCCGGGAGAGGGAAAAGUCGGAGAGCCUGGCUCUGCUGGGCCCACAGGACCCCCUGGAGUCCCUGGCUCCCCAGGACUCACAGGUCCUCCUGGGCCCCCUGGGCCUCCCGGCCCUCCUGGUGCCCCUGGGGCCUUCGACGAGACCGGCAUUGCGGGCUUGCACCUGCCCAAUGGUGGGGUGGAGGGGGCUGUGCUGGGCAAGGGAGGGAAGCCACAGUUCGGGCUGGGGGAACUGUCAGCACAGGCCACCCCAGCCUUCACCGCGGUGCUCACCUCUCCCUUCCCUGCCUCAGGCAUGCCAGUUAGGUUUGACCGAACUCUCUACAAUGGUCACAGCGGCUACAACCCAGCUACUGGCAUCUUCACCUGCCCCGUGGGAGGCGUCUACUACUUUGCUUACCAUGUGCAUGUCAAGGGCACCAAUGUGUGGGUAGCCCUGUACAAGAACAAUGUGCCAGCCACCUACACCUACGAUGAGUACAAGAAAGGCUAUUUGGACCAGGCGUCUGGAGGGGCUGUGCUCCAGCUGCGGCCCAAUGACCAGGUGUGGGUGCAGAUGCCCUCAGACCAGGCCAACGGGCUCUACUCCACUGAGUACAUCCACUCUUCCUUCUCAGGGUUCCUGCUCUGUCCCACAUAACCCGUGGGGGGCCCUGCUGCCCUGGCCUCCUCCUCUUAGUGAUAGAGAGACCUUUCCAGUUACAGAGAUCUCCACUUGAAGGGAACAACCAAAAGCUGAACAGAGGCGGCGGCGGCCUUGGCCCGAGGAGACUGACCUGUUUUCCCGGUGUGUAGGCCGAAGUUGUUUUGGAAGAGGUUGGCCUCAUUUCCUUUCCCCCAGGUGCACUAUGGGGGUUGUACCCUGUUCUGGAUCUGCCUGGUCUGCAGGCAGCACCCCAGAGCGCUCAGCCCGGGCCCCCUCAUGAGCUGCUGGGAGAGAUGGUUUUCCUGUUGGCCUUAGAUGGCAUGGAAUGGGCCAGGGGCGAUUCCUGUGUUUGCUGGGCCUCUUCCAGCUCCCCAGGGGCCUUCAGCAUGUGACAUUAGGUUCCCUGGGGUUUCUGUUUCCUUUGUGGGGAAAGGAAGAAGGGAAGGGAGACCAUGGAGGCAGUCAGUGUGGAUAGACACCCCCGAAAUGAUGCUGUGGUCUCAGACCAGUCCUGGUGGGAACAGUUGUGUGGCCUUUGCUACUGGCCCCUGAAAGACUCCAGAAGCGGCCGUCUGUGGGGAUCUGUGAGGGGACAGAGGCAUGGAUCUGAGGCAGUUCCCCGGCUGUCCCCAUUGGCUCUGGCUCUUCAGCAUAGAGUGGACAACCCUGGGCUGGGACGGAACUCUGUGUAGUGUCUCUACAGAUUGCAGAGCCAACAAGGACUGAUGAUCGCCAAACAUGAAUGUCCCUCCCUCUCCCCUCUCCCCUGCUGGGGGUGGGCUAAGUUUCUCACUAUCAGACUGUUAGGUGACCCUUGCCAACCCCAAGCUAAGUAUCUCUGGGCCCUCUGCACAGAGGCACACAAGCUUGUGGGUGAAGAUUUCUCUUUCCCCUUAAUAAGAACCACGCUGUGGAUAUUUAGUGUCUACUGGAGGGGCUCAUCUGUGGGCACUUCCUCUCUCUCCGCCCGCCCUCUGCUUCCAAUUUCCUGUUCUAAGCAGGGUAGGGCCCAGGAGGCUGAGGCUCUGAAGGAAAGGAUGCCAGCAGACCCCACUGGAAUGAGCUGGCUCUGGAGCCUUCCACCACCCUCCCUAAUCAGAAUGCUCCUGCAAGGAAACGGGCGGGCUUGCUUCCCAGCCCCUUGGCCCCCAAUUCGGGCUGGGAUCAGUGCUGGGGGCAGGGAUGGUGGAUGUUCUUGCCCAUGUAAGGAUGGCUGCUUUCUCUGUGGUCCAUGACCUUCCUUCGUUCUCACCUAGUCAGCCCACGUCCCUGUACCAAGUGUGAAUCUGGGACAUGCAGCAGGAACCCACCUCGUGCUCCAGUUUGGGCCCAUUCAACUGCCUGUGCUGAUGGGCUGAGGAUGAAGGCCCAGCUUCCUCCCCUGCAAAGCAGCCUAGUUAACUGCUUACUUCAGCUCCCAAAGGGGGAGCCUGCCUGUGACAGCAAGGAAAAGGUUCUGCCCAGGGCUCAGUGUACAUUUCUGCUACUCCCAAGAGAACCAGCUAGCGUUUGAGAGCAUCCCUGCUGGGCCUUUCAACCUCCUCCUUCCCUGGGUCAAAGCCACUAAUUGAUGUUAGGGAUGAGUUCUGAUGGGCAGCAAUUAGUCAGCUCUCAGAGG